AUGGAUCAUGGCGCGCCGCGAGAGAUUGACACCAUCAUCGUCGGAAACGGCCCGUCUGCGUUGAUUCUGUCAUACAUCCUCCAUGGCCACAUCCCCUACUACGACCAAUCCAACCCGCAUCCCGAUCCCGUCCUCCACGAAAGGUUACUUCGAUCCAGCCAUGACCUCCUCGACAUCGACAUAGACUUCCUGACCGAGCCAUUUUCUGCCUCGAGAUUCUCCUACUCCACUCAAGCUCUGCCCGUGAACGUCCUCCUCGAUACCUUGGUCAGGCCCCUGGGAGAGACAGAUGACGGGCAAAAGAAAACAUGUGUCAAGUGGCGAUAUGAGCCUUCACGAGCGGUCGCUCAUGUGGUUCUCGGACAAACUAAACAGGCUGGCGGCCAGUGGGUGGACAAUCCGGUCCAAGCCAGUUGGGACAUUGGAACGUUGAGCUAUGCUGGCAUGUUGUCGCUCCCAGGGUACGGUUUCGACGAGCACUAUCAGAGGCGACAUGGGCGACCUUUGCCGGUAUUUCUCAGGCCUUCCAGACGUGCCGUGGCCGACUAUCUUGCAGCAUAUCCCGAUCGGGUGGGUAUCUCCGACUCUAUCCACAACGGAGAGCAGGUAGGGGGAGUGGCUCGGCAUGGCGAUGGCUUCUUCGUUGCUUCGCACAACAUGCAUUGCAGGCAUCUUGUUCUGGCGUCUGGGAUUUUCAGCGAGCUCAUCGCACCACGGCCUUUACUACGUCCACUGGUCAAUCUAAAGGAUACCCAGAGUGCACCAACUCGGUUCCCUGUUCUUGUCAUUGGCUCCGGGUUUAGUGCCGCAGAUGUGAUCAUCUCAAGUCCGUCCGACCAGAAAAUCAUUCAUAUUUACAAAUGGGCACCGUCGACUUCGCCCUCACCACUCCGAGGGUGUCAUCAGCAUGCCUAUCCGGAGUACGCAGGAGUGUAUCGUCGUAUGAAGCUUGCGGCUCUAUCAUCAUCCCAGUCGGAGAACAAGCGGCUCAGACCUGGUCGCAAGGCAUCCGAGUUUGAUUCGAGCCGUCACUGGCAAUCUACGUACGAGGGACUGCCUAACACCGAGGUCAAAGACGUACAAAUUGCAGACGAUGUGCUCUCCGCGACGAUCACCUUACAACGUGCAGGAACAUCCGAGCCAGCGUUUCAACGUCGAGUGAGCGGUCUGGCUUACGUGGUAGGGCGUCGUGGUUCGUUGAAGUACCUAUCGCCAGCUCUGCUCGGAGAAAUCCUCCCUGGAUUUGCCGAUACAGCGGGCGAUAAAGAUGGCCCCAUGAUAUCAGGUCAAACACUGCGCGAAAGAGCCAACGAGAACCUCGAACUGGCACCGCACGUCUUCAUCACCGGCAGCCUGACGGGUGACUCGCUGAUACGCUUCGCUUACGGUGGGUGUGCAUAUGCAGCCGGGAAGAUCAUGCAGGCUUCGGCCCAGGUCACAAAUGGCACAGCCAAUGUAGAAAACCAAAAGAGCAAUGGCGUGCUCAGGGCUUGCUUGAGCCGUUAUCAGACCCCUGUGUCUUCGCCAAAGAUACCAGCUAUGAACGGCUUGGAUGGUCAUGAGGCUAGUCCGGUGAGCCUGGCGCACAAAGAAGAUUUGCCGCUGGACAGACGAAAAUAA
Molecule: messenger RNA, 1620 nt
Organism: Cladophialophora carrionii CBS 160.54
Lineage: Eukaryota; Fungi; Ascomycota; Eurotiomycetes; Chaetothyriales; Herpotrichiellaceae
Exons: 2
Coding region: 1-1620 (539 amino acids)
Source: RefSeq, a predicted model, not a curated record